GAAAAGGGUGUGAAUCAUUUCAGUAUUUGCAUCACAAUGCCACCACGGAAAGCACCUCGUUCCAAUCCACAGCCCCGUCCCACACCUGUACCUCCACCCUCCAAACUCCGACCCAUCCUCCUCCUCCUUACAGGCGGAUUCCUCGCCUACCUCACAAGUCAUCUUCUUGCCCAUUUUAACGUGUUUCCAGUCCCGAUCGCACUCCACGACUCUAUUCAGAAAGAACCGUUGCGGAUCGUUGCUGUGGGGGAUCUACAUGGAGAUUAUGCCAAUGCUUUGGCGGUUUUGCGAAUGGCGGGGAUCGCGAACCGGAAAGGGGAAUGGGUUGCUGGACGGACGGUUUUUGUUCAAACGGGAGAUAUAGUCGACAGAGGACCCGAUACUAUCCGAUUAUACAAGCUCAUGCAGAAUCUAUCUGAACAAGCUGUCACAGCUGGUGGAAAGGUCAUUCCCCUUUUAGGCAAUCACGAAGUUAUGAACAUGAUGGAAGACUAUCGAUAUGUUACACCAGAAGAUAUAGAGAGUUUUGGUGGGUUGGAACAACGAAAGCGGGAUUGGGGACGGGAGGGAUGGCUGGGAAAGUAUUUGCGAACAUGGGAUAUUGUAGCCAAUGUGAAUGGGACCAUUUUCCUUCACGGCGGCCUACACCCCAAGUGGGCCCACUACGGUAUUCCCACCCUCAACACCGAAUCACAAACAUACCUCCAAACCCUGCCCCCUUCCAAACUCUACCAUGUCCCACUAUUUGGAGGCGAUGGUCCCCUCUGGUACCGCGGUUACGCUCAAGACGACGAGCGCGUUGUCUGCAAAACGCUCGAGAAUGCCCUCAACGCCCUCAAGGCUCAUCGCAUGGUCAUUGGCCACACACCCCAACUCCGCGGAGAAAUCCUGUCUCGAUGUAAGAACCAAGUCCUUGUGAUUGAUGUCGGUAUAUCGAGCGUGUAUGGCGGAAAUCGGGCUGCCUUGGAAAUUGUGGGGGAUCGCCUUGUUGGGGUUUACGAAGGGAGACGGGAGGUGAUUGCUGAGUGAAGUUGAUUUGUUGUUGGGUGGGUGCUGGAACAUUUGGCUGGACCUUUUUCUAGCAGAUCUCGCUCCGCUCCGAUCGAUCUAAGUUCUUGUCGGUGUGAGACAGGGAUGGUCAACAAUCCCGCCUUUUGAAUCAUUUUAUUUACCAAACCUUUACGCCUUUUCAAAAUCUCAUUUAUAAUAUAUCUGUCCCC
Spizellomyces punctatus DAOM BR117 is the source of this 1220-nucleotide messenger RNA. RefSeq lists its product as uncharacterized. NCBI's taxonomy places the organism in Eukaryota, Fungi, Chytridiomycota, Chytridiomycetes, Spizellomycetales, Spizellomycetaceae. The transcript is spliced from 6 exons. Gene Ontology annotation, molecular function: hydrolase activity. The record is from RefSeq and is a predicted model, not a curated record. Bases 37 to 1029 code for a protein of 330 amino acids.